Molecule: messenger RNA, 197 nt
Organism: Eurypyga helias (sunbittern)
Lineage: Eukaryota; Metazoa; Chordata; Aves; Eurypygiformes; Eurypygidae
Product: dnaJ homolog subfamily C member 15-like
Exons: 3
Biological process (GO): protein import into mitochondrial matrix
Cellular component (GO): PAM complex, Tim23 associated import motor
Molecular function (GO): ATPase activator activity
Source: RefSeq, a predicted model, not a curated record
ACUAUGAUAGCAGUUGGACUUGGUGUUGCAACUGUUGCAUUUGCAGGCCGUUAUGCUUUCCGCCUUUGGAAACCAUUGGAGCAGACAAUUACAGAGACAGCAAAAAGGAUUUCAACAUCUAGUCUUUCAUCAUACUAUAAAGGAGGAUUUGAACAGAAAAUGAGUAGGCGAGAAGCUAGUCUUAUUUUGGGUGUAAG